UGUUUUGAAAAGGUUAUUGCUGUUCUGUUUAUUUUAAGACUGCAAAUUGCCAAACCAAGCGUCACGCUUGUUUUAUAUAAUCUGUUAAACAUAAGUGUUGACUGUUGUACACACCAAUUAAUAGUGUCAAAUCAAAUGUCAAACUUGGUUGUGAAACUGUCAAAUUCCAUUGAUGCCAAAAAAUUGCAUUUUGUUGUUGCUUUAUUAUUUUUAAAACCUAAUGCCGAAAAUAAAAAGUUGUAGCUUUAUUAUAGACAGGAAGCCCAGAAGCAGAAUUUUUUUCAAAUUUUCCACUUCAUUGAAUAUUCCUUUAUGUUAUUAUAAGUUCACGAUAUCCGGGAUAUUUUUUUAAAAUCGUCGGCAACAUAGAAUUAAAUAAAUAUGGAUAUAACAGAUAAUUCAGGGAAUGUUCCUGCUGAGAAUAAUUUUGAAAAGGAUAGUUCUCAUGAAACCAAGGAAGAUCUUACUUCUCAAAAUGCAGAAAACAGGGAAGAAGAAACAACACCAAAAAGUACUAAUUUAGAUGAUAUUCUUAUACAUGAUGCAAAUGAUAAAAGUAAAGACAUUAAGGAAAUGUUUGUUAAAGAAUUGAAAUCACAUGGAGAGGAUGUGCAAAUAGCAGCAUCAAACCAAAAAGUGGGUGAUGGUGUAGUAGAAAAUUAUUUAAAGUCAUGUGUUAAAACAGAUGCUGUAAUAACAUCGACAAAUAUAAUCCCUGAAAUAAGUUCUAUUAACAAAUCUCUUAUGGAGUACUUAGAUACAAGUGAUAAUGAUGUUAAAUCUAAUAUUGCUGAUGUACUAGAUGAAGAGUUACAAUUAAGAUGGGAUGAUGACGAAAAUGAUGGAGAUAAUGUGAUAGAUAGUGCAGAUGAAGAAAGUUUAUUACGAGAAAACACAGACACAUGUGAGAUAGUAGAGAAGGAAGGUACUGACACUAAAGAUCUUGAUGAUAAUGUAUUAACUGAGGAAAAAUUAGAUGCAAUAACUUCUGCUUCAACUCAUGAAGACAUUAAAGCAUUGUCAAUAGAUUCUAUCCAAAGAAUUGAAGAAAUUGUAACACAACAUGGCUUGAAAAAGCCUGAUAUGAUGUUGGAAAUUCCCUCUCAAGAAUUAAUGGACUUUAUGGAUGAAGAUGAUGAGCCAGAUCUUCUUAGUCAUUUGGAUAUAUUACCUAACAUAGAAAAGGGUGAAAAUAGUCCUAAGGUAGAAAAAGAUGGGGAGAGUAAUGAUUUAAAAACUUGUCCUCUUAAUACUUGUGAUGCUGAAUUAAAAUUGGACAAUGUGGAGUCACAAGCUACAGAAAUUGUGCAAGUGGAUUCAGAGGAAUCUGAGAAUCUCAUCAAUGCAGAUGUAAAGGAGUCAAUUGAAAAGAAUAAAGCUGAAGUUUUAACAAACACAAUGUCGAAAGACAUAGAUAUGGAUCCAAUUCAACCAAAAGAUGAUGCAAAAGAGCUAAAUAUUGAUAUAACUCUUGAUGAACCUCAACCUUCAACAUCAAAAGCUUCUGUAAUCACAGAAAUUAGAAGGGACUCGGAUGAAGUAGGUGAAAUGAGUGAUACUCUGGGGUUGUUGGCUGAGUCAACCAGAGUGGUAGAAGAUGAUGAAGACCAGGAUGAUGAUGAUGAAGAUGAUGAUGGAGAAGAUGAUGAUGGGGACGAUGAUGAUGAGGAAUAUGAUCCAGAUGAAGAGAAUAGUAACCAAAUGGCAGUAGAGUAUUCAGAAGAUUCUAAUGCGGUCAACUCUGAUUUGGACACAGCUAAGGUUGUCUCACAAUCUGAGGAACAAGAUGAUAAAGUACCACAGACAGAUUUACCUCUAAUUGAUGAACAAAAUGAAAUUUGUGAAUUCACUAUAACUAAUGUUGUAAGUCAAGAAGAAAAUAAAGAUGUUGAAACUACAGAACAAAUGGAAACUGAUGUAACAAUGGUUGAAGUUGAAGAAAAUGAUAAAAAUAUGGAGGAAGUUGGUGAAAAAAUGAUUAUAGACAAAGAAGUGGAACCAAUUGACCGUGAGUUAUCACAAUCUGCUACUUCAGAUAUAGACAAUGGUGCUGAAGUUUUAAAUAAACCAGAAGAGAGUGAAAAAGGUGUUUUUGUUAUAGAAGAUGAGAACAUUGUGAUAUUAAAUGAAGCUCAGUCACCAUCGGUGUCAGAACCAGUGACAAAGAAAGAUGAGAAUAUUGUAUUAUUGGAGAGUUCAUCAGAAGAUGAAAAAGAAAAUACGUCAAAUAAUCAGCCAGAAAAGGUAGAGUUGAGUAAGAAAAGUACUGAAAGUAAGUCAGUAUCACCAAGUAAAGAAAAGUCAACAGAGAUAGUGGAAGCAAUGGAUACUGAAAUAAGUUCUCCUCAGAAAGAAAAAAAGAAAGUGUCGAAAGUCCCAAUUGGCUUAGAAGUUUUUAAUGUCGAUUCUGAUGAAGAUGAAGUAGAACAGAAUGUCGAAGUGGAGGCUAUUGAUGUAGAGAAUCCAGCACCCGUUCAAUGUGUCAACCCUAAGUGUCAGAGUUUAAAUGACACUAAGUUCUAUGCAGCGGAUGCUGAUAUGUCGAUGUUCUACAAAAUUGAGCACAAGAAGAAGGCUGCUGUCUGCGAAGCUUGUGCCAAUCUCUAUUAUAAACAUCUUGAGGAUUUAUUAAAUAAAUUUAAGAAUUUCACACCCCUAUUGGAUCUUGACACUGGUAAAAAUUAUCAAGAUGUUGUUCAUAUAUCAGAUUCCGAAUCCGACGAGGACGAAGAGUCCAAUAAAAAGAAAAUUGGCGCAUCAGUAGCUAAAUUUCUAGAAGAUAAUUUAGCAGACGUAUUCAAUGCAACAUGGGAUAAAUACAAAAUGGACUCUAGAAUUGCCGCCUCGGAAAAGGAACUGGAACAAGAGUUGAAUAAAUUGCAAGUACAGACAAAAGUUAUUGACAAGAUGAUAAAAGAUUGUCAAGCAGAGACAGAUAAAAUACGAAGUGACCUUUACGCUAAAUUCGAGGUGGAACGCAAGGCGUUGCCGGCUAUCUGCAUAGUGGACACGCCCACCACUACGUACUGCUGCUAUGAGGAUACGCAAGUAAAUAAAGUCGAGCCGCCUCAGACCCGGUCGAAGCGUCGUUUGAUGACCAAUACUGACACUCCUGCUAAAAGGAUAGCUGUGCCCACUCCCGACAAGAACUGCACUACUGCGCCUGAGACAAACGAUGACGAUAAUGUAGACGUGUCCGUGGUGAAGCUGUCUGCGGAGGUGGCGCCGGCCGACCUGCCGCCGCCCGGUGACGUCAUUAAGCCACCGCUGCGUGUCGGCAUGCCGGUCUACGCUAUGAAGAGCACAUUCGGACUCUGGGUCAAAGCGAAGAUCAUCGAAGUUAUGCCUAGAACGUCUUCGACAAAGUUCACGAAUUGCCGCGUGAAGAUAGAAUACAAGACAAACAAGAAUGUUACCAAGCACGUGACGGGGCGUUGCCUCGCGUACUCCGAACCUCCUGACGUAAGACUCAUAAUUGGUACAAGAAUAAUUGCGUGUGCAGAACAAACAGAUUCUUUCUAUUCGGGCGUUGUUGCUGAAGUGCCGAAUCCAGUUAACAAGUUUAGGUAUUUGGUGUUCUUCGACGACGGGCACGCGAAGUACGUGCAGCACGCGAACACGCGGCUGGUGUGCGAGUGCUCGCAGCUGGUGUGGGAAGAGGUGCACCCCUACUCGCAGGAGUUCGUGCGUCAGUACCUGCUGUCGUACCCCGAGCGGCCCAUGGUGCGCCUUAGGCCCAAACAGCACGUCAAGGCUGAAUGGCAAGGUCGGUGGUGGAGCUCGGAGGUGGCGCAGGUGGACGCGUCGCUGGCGGAGAUCGUGCUGGCGGGCAAGCGGCGCGAGUGGAUCUACCGCGGCUCCACGCGCCUCGCGCCGCUCUACCUCGAGCUGCAGGCGGCCGAGCGCCAGCGCGCGCGCCCCAUGCCGCGCUCCGGACACCACAACAAGUCGAACAUGCCGUACGUGGAGUACACGCGAUAUGAUGAACCCUCAAAGUCACCGACAGAAUCGGCGCAACAGGUCGAGGAGUUGCGUCGUCUACGCUUUAUAGCCAAGAAGUCGACAGCCACGAGCCAGCCUCCUCCGAUAGCAACAAACAAGAAAGUUUCAAUGGAAAAAAUAGUCUCUAGAGUUGUGCACUACAAGCCGAAGAACGCGGUGUGUCCGCUGGCGAUGGUGGCGCACGAGUGCGGGCCGCAGUGCCGGCGCGGCGACGUGCUGCCGCUCAGCGACCUGCGCACCUACAACCCCCUCACCAAGCCCCUACUCAGCGGCUGGCAGAGGCAAAUAGUCCGGUACAAGGCGACAAAGAUAGUGAUGUACCGCGCGCCGUGCGGCCGCCGGCUGCGCGACAUGCACGAGCUGCACCGCUACCUGCGCGCCGUGCGCUCAGACAUGCCCGUCGACCUGUUCGACUUCAGCCCCGCCACGCAGUGCCUCGCCGAGUUCGUGCUGCAAAACUGCAUCGUCGCCAAGAAGGAUCUGUCGCACGGCAAGGAGAACAUGCCGGUGCCGUGCAUGAACUACUACGACGACUCGCUGCCGGAGUUCUGUUCCUACAACACGGAGAGAACGCCCACCGCCGGCGUGCCGCUCAACCUCGACCCCGACUUCCUCUGCGGCUGCGACUGCGAGGACGACUGUGCGGAUAAAAAUAAAUGUGCAUGCUGGAAGAUGACGAUAGAAGGCGCGCGGACUAUCGGCAUAGAGGGCGACGUGGGCUACGUGUACCGCCGCCUGCCGGAGCCCCUGCUCUCCGGCAUAUACGAAUGUAACUCUAGGUGUAAAUGUAAUAACACAUGUUUGAACCGAGUCGCACAACAUCCUCUACAAUUAAAACUACAGGUUUUCAAAACGGAGCAAAGAGGCUGGGGUAUCCGCGCGCUGAACGACGUGCCCAAGGGCGCGUUCUUGUGCGUGUACGCCGGCAAUCUGCUCACUGACGCCACCGCUAACUUGGAUGGGUUGAACGAAGGUGACGAAUAUCUCGCGGAGCUCGACUAUAUAGAAGUGGUGGAGGCAAUGAAGGAAGGCUACGAGGAGGACGUGCCUGAAUCCCUCAAAGAGAAUGACCAGAAAAGCGGUUCAAACGAUUCCUCGGAGGAGGAGGAGUCGAGUGAGGAGGAGAAGGAGUCGAAGACGAAAACAUCUAAAGACGAGGAUGAUGACUUCUGUCCCAGUUACGUUGAAUUGCCCUUAGAGUUCAACAAACGUUUGCGAACUCGAGAGAGACGCAAGAAAGAGAAGCAAGAUGACUCAGGGGAGCAGAAGCAGAAGGAAAAAGAGACGGAAAAAGAAAUGAAAAAAGAAUCUAAGAAGGAAGCGGACAAUUGCAAUGGAGAUGAAGAAUGUAUAACUAUUAUUAGUGAUGAUGAAGAAGUGCGGGAGCCGUCAAGAUUCACAGUACAGGCGGGGAUGGACUCCAAGCAAUUAGUAUCAAAAUACAGAUCUGUUCGUUCGUACUUCGGCGAGGACGAGGCUUGUUACAUCAUGGACGCCAAGGUACAAGGCAACAUUGGACGAUAUCUAAACCACUCCUGCUGUCCGAACGUGUUCGUGCAGAACGUGUUCGUGGACACGCACGACCCGCGCUUCCCCUGGGUGGCGUUCUUCGCGUCCAGCCACAUCCGCGCCGGCACCGAGCUCACCUGGAACUACAACUACGACAUCGGCUCCGUGCCCGGCAAGCUGCUCUACUGCUAUUGCGGCUCCGACAACUGCAGGGGCCGCCUGCUCUGAACUCGCGAUGUACUGCACAAAACAAUACCAACGUUAAUACUUACUAGACAGAUUCCAAAAUGAUAUAGAGGAAGCAUAGUUAGAAAUAUUUUUCACAUGAUCCACUAGCGACAUCUAUUAGUAUAUCCUCAAAACCAAAUGUCAAUGAAAUUAAUUGUCUAUAGAUUUGAUUAGAUAGAUUUUUUUUUAAUUGUAAUUAAAAGGAAGUUUAAACCACAUUUUUCGCAUUGAUGUUAAUGAUAGAUUAUUGUUUUCGUCUGUCAUUUUGUGCAGCUGCUUUAUAGAUAAAAUAGUUAGGGCCUGUCGUACCACUGGCUUGUAGAGGUUCAGAUAGCUUAAAAGUGUCGUCGCUGUCAGAGUACCAAAAUCCGAAUAUUUCUAUCACAUGUUUUAUACGUUGGAUUGUUAUCUUAAAAUUUACAAGAAUUGUAGGACAGGCUUUUAGUAAUUUAAAUUGUCGUCAUAUCUGCUGUUGUAUCUGGAACAGCAUUGGUUUAGUUGUUGCUAUGUAACCUUUGUGUUCACGAUUACGUCUCGUUUACUCCACCUCAGAAACACGUGUAUAAACAUUGUUCUCUCUGUCAUUCUCUACACGUUAUAACAAUGUAUCGUACGGUGUUACUACAGUGGAAACCCACAUUAAUGUGACUUGUAUAAAUGAUUGUAAGACUAUUUUAAGAUUGUUU
Messenger RNA from Papilio polytes (common Mormon), 6425 nucleotides. It is a transcript of the gene egg, whose product is annotated as histone-lysine N-methyltransferase eggless-like. The transcript is spliced from 32 exons. Bases 382 to 5739 code for a protein of 1785 amino acids. Gene Ontology annotation, molecular function: histone H3K9 methyltransferase activity; DNA binding; zinc ion binding. Gene Ontology annotation, cellular component: nucleus. Gene Ontology annotation, biological process: heterochromatin organization; negative regulation of gene expression. The record is from RefSeq and is a predicted model, not a curated record. Lineage: Eukaryota; Metazoa; Arthropoda; Insecta; Lepidoptera; Papilionidae.